Phlebotomus papatasi is the source of this 750-nucleotide messenger RNA. RefSeq lists its product as uncharacterized. The transcript is spliced from 2 exons. The record is from RefSeq and is a predicted model, not a curated record. The coding region runs from base 1 to 750 and encodes 249 amino acids. Lineage: Eukaryota; Metazoa; Arthropoda; Insecta; Diptera; Psychodidae.
AUGCUGGAGCCGAUGAUUGGCGCCCGCCAGUCGGACUUUCAGAGCUACAACGUCACACAUUCACCACCAUCAUCCCUCUGGGGCGUCCUCAAGUCUCAUGGCAGUUGGCGGCAGAAAGCCGAGAAGCUGAGCAACUCUGAACGAUUACUGAGGAAGAUUCAAAAAGAUGACUACGAUGACGAUUCUUCCUAUAGUCAUGGCGGUCAUGGAGGUUAUCAGGGCUUUGGUCAUUCAGAAUAUGAUUCUGCCAGCAAUGAUGAUUCCACGUACAUGAAGGACGACGAUGAAUAUGACGAUGAGUACUAUGAUGAUGAUUACAACCACUACCACGACAGUGAAGAGGAUAGUUAUGGAGACAAAAAAUCGGAAGAAGACGAAGAAGAUGACAGUGGGUACGAUGGAGGAGGCGGUUAUGGUGGUGGAUAUGGAAGCGAAGAACAUGAUGGUGGAGGUGGAGGAGGAGGUGGUUAUGGUGGAGGUGGUGGUGGUUACAAACCUGAACCAGAAGAAAACUAUGGAGGAGCAUCUCCCGAAGAUCAUCAUGGUGGUGGAUAUGGUGGAGAAGAAAAUGGAGGAGUGGAUUAUCCAAUAAUUGAGCCCGAUAAGGGUCCCUCUGGGCCACCACCAGGAUGGGAAAUGUACGGUGGUGCUGAAGAAACUUUCCCAGAGGGCGUUCCAGAAGGAUAUGAGGAAGUUCCUGAUGGAGAACCUGAUCCUCCAGAAACAGACUUCGAAGAAUUGAUGAGCUAA